This is a messenger RNA of Jatropha curcas, 1083 nucleotides long. NCBI's taxonomy places the organism in Eukaryota, Viridiplantae, Streptophyta, Magnoliopsida, Malpighiales, Euphorbiaceae. The record is from RefSeq and is a predicted model, not a curated record.
AUGGCAUAUGGACUUAUUCAAUCAUCAAAUGAGAAUGAAGAGCUAGAAGAUAUUGGUUUUCGUUAUAUUCAAGAGUUAGCAUCUAGAUCUUUUAUUGGUUUUCGUUAUAUUCAAGAGUUAGCAUCUAGAUCUUUUUUCCAAGACAUCGAAUAUGAAUUUGGCGGUAUACUUGUUGUAUUUAAAAUGCAUGAUCUAAUGCAUGAUCUCGCAUUAUCAUUGAUGCAAAAUGAAUGCGCUAUCAUAACCUCUACCACCAAACGCUUCUCUAAGAAUAUUCGGCAUUUGUUAUUUUCCAAUGACAAUUCACUUCCCAAAGAUUUUCCUACCAUUUUACAGACUGUGAAUCAGGUGCGAACAAUUCGUUUUUUGAAUGAAGAAAAAGGCAUCAACAGCAAAUCAAUCUUAAACCCAAAUGUGUUUAGAUUUCGAUUUCUGCAAACAUUGGAAUUAAGUAAUUUAAAUUUGGAGUUACAGGUGGAAAAGAUUGGUAAUUUAAAGCAUUUGAGAUUUCUCCAUUUACAUGGAAAUGCUAAAAGUAUAAAAGUCCAUAAUUCUAUUUGCAAGUUACAAAAUCUGCAAACUUUGAUGAUUUGCAAAGGAAUAGAGGAGUUACCCACUGAUAUAAGGUACUUGAUAAGCCUUAGGUUUCUACUAAUAACAACAAAAGAGAAACGAUUGUCAAAUAAUGGAAUAGGGUGCUUGAAAUCUCUUCGAUUUUUGCUCAUUGGUCGUUCUGCAAAUUUAGAAUUUUUAUUCGAAGAUAUGCAAGGUCUUAAUCAACUUCGUUGCUUAGUUAUCAAUGAAUGUGAAAGCUUAAUCUCUUUGCCGCAAGGUAUGAAAUACCUAGUUGCGUUGAAGACUCUUUGCAUUUCAGAUUGUGAAAACCUUGAUUUGGCAACAGAAGAAGGAAAAAUUAAUGGUGAAGGGUUGAGACUUGAGAAAUUGAUCCUUAAAGAGUUGCCAAAAUUGGUGAAUAUUCCAUAUUGGCUUCUUCAAGGAUCCAAGUACACUCUACAACUCUUACAUCUUAAAGCUUCUGUUUAUGUAUGGCAAUUUAUGCAGUCUCUACGCAAGUGCUUGUGA